AGGUUGCAUGAGCUUACCAUAGUUUUCUGAGCAAUGCUGUUGCUGCUUUCAUUCGAUAAUUGAUUGCAAGGAGUCUUGCUUUUGACGUCUUGCUAAUCAGCUCUAUAAACGACCCUUUUAGUUCGAAGUAUGAAGAUAUUUGUCCUCUACAAUGGACGCUCUAUCCCAUGGCAAAUAGGAGAUGCGCAAACAGUGGAUCAAUUGAAGGAGUCAAUAAGGACAAAAUACCAGCUUGAUCCCCAACAAAACAUCAGACUACUCCACAGUGGAGCAGACUUGUCCGGACCCUGGAUCAUCAGAGACGUGGGGAUACCAUACGGGGCAUCCCUCCACUGCCGACUCAGAGAACAGGAACCAAUCCCUAACCUACACAUAAUGUGUAACUACAACGGCCAGAAAAUCGACCUGUACGACGUGGACGUGGUGUCCCUUACGAUAUUCCAGCUCCAGGAGGUCGUGAUGUAUCGAACUGGACUGCCGCUAGGGUGUUUUAGGCUUGCAGACGGAUUAGGUCGGGAGAUGUUUUCAAAACACAGCUGUAACGAUUAUGGGGUCCUGCCUGGUGCUACCAUUUAUGUGCAGGUAUGGAAGGGGUGGUCAGCUCUGAUAAAUACCACGUUUGAAGGCAACAUACCAGCUGUUCAGAACUUACUGGACGAGGACAAAGCUGUCAGGUUCUACCAGAUGAAGGUGGUCAUGUUCCUGGCAGCUCACCUAGGACUAUUAGAACUAGCGGAGGAUAUGCUCAAUGGUGGUGUCCGGGCUGACGAACCUGUCGGCUACCACCCUGGUAAGAAAUGGUGCAGUGACCGGUCUGACCCAACGCAUCACCUGUAUGCUGUCCACAAAGCAACUGAAGAGGGCAGACUCGAACUUCUACGACUUUUCAUGAGUCGCUAUCCCUGUAGCAUCAUCGUGCAAAAUUACAAAGGGCAGAACGCAUUGGCUAUAGCGACGGAGAAGGGUCACACGGAGUGUAUCACACACAUAAACACAAAACAGAGCAAACCCCAGGUCCUGAUACCUGAACUUGUGGGGGCUCCUCAUGAUACUGAUUAUCUUUACCGGAAUUAUUGUCUGGUAAUGAAGGUAAAGCAGUGGCACGCUCUGGGCAAAGACAAAGUAGCUCUCAUGUCUAAGAGAACCUCGGACGGGAGUUUCAACACAAAAUCUUUAGAAACAAGAAAGAGUCAGGUUCUUCCAUCCCAAAGUGACAAAGCUAUGCACAUUGACGGUCUCAUUCAUUUCCGGUGCAGAACCUGCCCCGCCAAGCUUGCUGAACGUCCAAUCUCAAGUCUGUCUGACCGCCGAGCUUGGGGUGCCGGUGGGAGGAGUUGGAGCCCGUCAGCUAAAACCCGUGAGAUGAAGAGAGACGUUCUUUCACAGGGACUACACUGGGACACAACACAACACUCCAGUGGCAAGGUCGAGUUUACUGACCUCCUCUUCACACCCAAGAAAUCAACCCCAGUACUCCCGAAUGUGAGCAGGAAUACAAAGUCCUCAGACUCUCCUCAGAUGAGAAAGAAAACUGCCUCCAGCUCUCCGACCAGCUCAGUGGCCAGCAGCAAGGGGCGGAGAACAGUUAAGGCAAUAGAGGACUACAAUACAGGCAUGUGGGUACACAAUGGGCUGACGGCACGUGAAAAAGCUGCGGCCUGCAUUGAAAUGUCAGAUACGUACAACAAUAAAACUUGGAUGUCUAAAUUUAGAAUAGCGCUUUCUGUAAAUGAGAGCACUUUGAAGAGAAAGCUUAAAGAAGGGACUCCGGUGGCUCCCAUCGCUAGGAAUGAGCAAGGUAUUCUAUACCGGAGACAGUUCUACAGAAACCGAGCUAAGGUUAGCAAGGGGGCUAAUUUUGCGGCAGAUUGGACAAAUGGAGUAGAUUCGAGAGAAGCUAAGUCUCGGACUGAAUCGCGAGCUUUCAGAAAUAGAGGGGGUGCUCUUUUAAGAGAAAAAUCUACUGUGAGUGUAAAAGGAUGAAUUUAUUUAUUGAUGUCCAAUUGAGGUGGACUAAACUUACGAAUUUUGGGUUUGAGCCAGGUUUGAAAUGCAGUUGAUUUGUCUUGGAACUGGAAGCGCUUUGAUCGAGGGGAUGUCAUAAAUUUAUCGCGACACACAAAUCAAUCAGUUGUAAAUAAUUUAGUUAAUUCAAUAUGUUUUCUGACCUCCUCUUUUUUAAA
Molecule: messenger RNA, 2183 nt
Organism: Bolinopsis microptera
Lineage: Eukaryota; Metazoa; Ctenophora; Tentaculata; Lobata; Bolinopsidae
Exons: 10
Coding region: 130-1983 (617 amino acids)
Molecular function (GO): protein binding
Source: RefSeq, a predicted model, not a curated record